UUAACCAAUCAGAUCUUAGCGGAAGUACGUCAUUUUUAGAAUGAGAAAGGCUGGGUUUUGUCACUUUGGCCCUUGAAACCGGUUCCAUAGUUCAAUUUGAAGUGCCAAAUGUAAUCAGAACAGCACCAUAUAACUCAUUGAAUGUCAAGAUGAGUGGAUAUCUUGAUGAUCUUAGUAUUGUACAAGAGGAAAAGCUGAAAAAGUUCAGAGACCGUGUGAAAGAUGUAUGUACAGAUAAACACAAUGACUAUCAGUUACUUCGAUGGCUCAGAGCCAGGGAUUUUGACUUGGAUAAAUCAGAGAAAAUGUUCAGAAAUGAUGUAAAAUGGCGCAAGGACAACAAAUGUGAUACAAUCCUAGAUACAUGGAAGCCACCAGAGGUGAUUCAGAAAUAUUACACUGGGGGAUUGGCCGGGUUUGACAAAGAAGGGUGCCCUGUGUGGAUUGAUCCCUAUGGCCAUAUAGACAUAAGAGGCCUUAUAAGGGCUGCCAAGAAAUCCGACCUAAUUAAGGCACAAAUAUACCGAGCGGAGUACAUAUUCAGCACCCAUAAAACUCAAUCAGAGAAGCUUGGAAAGACCAUAGAUCAAGUGACGCUUAUCUUUGACUUGGAUAAACUGGGGACCAAACAUAUGUACAGACCGGGGUUGGAUCUCCUCAUUGAGGUGUUUGUUAUGUUUGAAGACCACUAUCCAGAAACUUUGAAAUUUGCAUACGUCAUAAACGCACCCAGGCUUUUUCCAGUGGCAUUCAGGCUGAUAAAACCAUUCCUAAGUGAACAUACAAGAAACAGAAUCCACAUUCUAGGGGGUAACUUCAAGAAAGAGUUGUUGAACCUGAUGUCACCAGAGGAAUUACCAGUUCAUUGGGGAGGAGAUAGGAAGGACAAAAAUGGGGACCCUAAGUGCUCAACUGAUAUCAGCUUUGGAGGUGACGUACCUGAAGAAUGCUAUCUCUCAGCAUCCACAGUUUCUAUAAGUGAUGAUUGGUUGGAACUGGAUGUGGGGCGGGGAUCCACUCAGAAACUGGAGUACGAAGUCAAGAAAGAGGGCUGCUUACUAAAGUGGGAGUUUAUGACAGAUGGUAGUGACAUUGGCUUUGGUGUGUUCAUGAAAACUGCCCCUGGCCCACAGAAGAGUGAUGAGAUGGAGGUUGUUGUCCCUAGCAACAGACUGAACAGCCAUAUUGUCCCUGAGGAUGGCAACCUUGAAUGUACCAAGACAGGCACCUAUGUGAUACGGUUUGACAACAGCUACAGUUAUGUGAAGGCCAAGAAGGUGAAAUACAAUAUUCAGGUCCUGGAAGCUGACACAAUGUCUGAUGUCAGCUUUCACUCUGCACAAGAUGUCACUUUGAUGUAGACCCACAACGCAUUUGACAUUGAUGAUGUCACAACUAUCCUUGCCUUGUGAUUAAUCUUACAUUUUAAUAGGACAUGAGCAGUCCGAACACAGAAAAAAUUGAAGAUACAAGAUACAGUUUUUAUAUUUUAUAUGCCAAAAUAAAACAAAAUAUGCUUAUGCAGUACAUAAUAUACACUGUGCAAUGGAGAUUGGUCAUCAUUGAGGAAUAUGGGUACCAAGAGAAGAAUAUUAUGAGAAACUCUAAAUUAAAAUACAUUGCAUUGCUUGAAACCAAGACAACUAGAUAUCGGAUCAUUUUUCAUGUGUGACCAGGAUGAUGCAAAAAUAGUCAUUUUAGGUUUGCUUAUAACAAAAGUCAAUAUUUUAACUUUUCUUGAGGCAGAUUUCAUCGCAAUAUGUUAUCCAAUGCAACAGGAAAUGAGAACAAUAUAGGACUUUUUUUCAAAAUGCGAUAAAAAGCAAGU
Molecule: messenger RNA, 1828 nt
Organism: Owenia fusiformis
Lineage: Eukaryota; Metazoa; Annelida; Polychaeta; Sabellida; Oweniidae
Source: the annotation of a GenBank genome assembly